CCUGCCGCCUGGGGCAAGCGCUUUCCUCGCCGCGGCCUCGCUCUCCCCUCUGCGCGUCUCCGCAGGGCACCUCAGGUCGCUUCCAGCUGUGGCUUUCUAGGAGCAGAGGUGCCCUUGGUAGGGGCCCCCCUGUGCUGAGACACCCGACAACACCCCGAGGGCACGUCGGCCCCAGGAGCUCCGUGGGCCAGCCCCCGCUCGGCUCUCUGGGCCUCACUUUCCUCAUCUUUAACAUGAAGAAUAGAUGUGGAGGAGGGCGUCUGAAGAGGGAGGAGCAUUCAAGAAGAGGGCCGAAAGGCCGAGGGUCCCGCUGGAAACUCUCCGUCCAACUUGCAGCGUCGGAGCCCCAGGAGAUCCCGCCGCCCGCUCCGGGGGGGGUGGGUAGGGCGGGGCUGCCACGUGACCCGAUUGCUAUAGCACCUGCGGUAACAAUCUCCGCCGCUCCCCACGCCGACCUCACCACCCCACCCACGCCGCCUCCCAAGCCCUGGGAAGCCCCCCCCCCCCCCACCCCCGGGGCACCAGACACCCACAGAGGCACUCCAGCUUCAGGGCGCUCUGGGAGAGAAGGCCGCUCUAGGACAAGCAAGAUUCGUCUUCUCUCCUAAAUGACCACUGAGGAAGACAAUGAAUGAAGUGAAAGAAUCCCUGCGAAGCAUCGAGCAGAAGUACAAGCUCUUCCAACAGCAACAGUUCACCUUCAUCGCCGCUCUGGAACACUGCAGGGAGAAUGCCCAUGACAAGAUCCGGCCCAUCACCAGCAUCGGACAGGUCCAGAGCUACAUGGAACACCACUGCAACAAUUCCACAGACCGGCGCAUUCUGCUCAUGUUCCUGGACAUCUGCACGGAGCUGAGCAAGCUCUGCCAGCGCUUCGAAGCCCUGCACUCUGGCACCCCGGUCACCAACAACCUCCUUGAGAAAUGCAAAACCUUUGUUAGCCAAAGCAAUGACUUAAGCAGCCUUAGAGCAAAGUAUCCUCAUGACGUGGUGAACCACCUCAGCUGUGACGAGGCCAGGAACCACUACGGAGGUGUGGUCAGCCUCAUCCCCAUCAUCCUAGACUUAAUGAAAGAAUGGAUCGCCCACUCGGAGAAGCUGCCCCGCAAAGUGCUGCAGCCUGUGAGUGAGCCCCCGGCAUGCCAGGAAGCCACUGGGGCAGCCACUCGCCCUUCCCAGACCACAGGCACCCAGCCUUGGUUAAGAAAACACAAGUGUAGGCAACUUACAAAAGACACCCUCAAACCCAGGGGGAAAGACAAAGGAUGUUCCAAACCUCCCUGGAGACCACCUGGUGGGAAACUGUAACUCAGCCGGUGACCUGCUCUAUCCCCUUCCCAAUCCCGCAUGUGAGGUGCUUUGUUACUAAAUGUGGUUUCCACUGCUUGAUCUAUUUUCAUUGGCGCCCACAGUCCCUGCCACUUGUUAACCCCAAAGGGGACUGCCCAGUAUAUCAGUGAGAACUUCUCUCCCGCUCUUGCUUUAACGUCUAACUUCCUCACCUCUGAGCGUCAGGCUCUGUGCUGAUGAAGAGGACCCCCACUUACAGUGUUGUGGGUAGAGGGUGUCCUGGGAAGGCUGGUAAAGCGCUAGGGGCACUGCCUGCCUGCCCAGGUCCUCUUGGAGCUCUCACCCACCACUCUGCCAGGCCCGUCCACACUGCAGGUCCAGCUUUCCAGGCUGAGCCACCUUAUCCCAGAGGAUGGACAACUUUCUGGCAUUGGGAAGGGAAGAGGGGGAGAAAGCUCCUCUGCCUUCACUCCCAGGGGAGACUGCACAGCUGUUUUCCCGCCGCGGCAGCAACUGUAGGAGAGGAACUGCUCUCUGCUCCCACCUCCCAGGAUGCUGAGGGGUCGGCACGCUGAACUUGCUCAGUGCGCUUAGGUCUCUGGACCAAAGCCCAAUGGGAAACGAACCUGCCUAUCUUCUCCUUUACUUGGGAGAGGAAGAUGAUGGGAGAAGCUGGAAGAAUUCUGAUGUUGCGGCUCCUGUCCAAGGACAAUCACCUGAUUUUCACAACAUAAUUGAGGCCCGCGCUUUGUAAGAUGUGUCACUGGCUUCUGAGCUUGCCAGAAGCACUGACUGUUGCUUUUUCCCUUCACAGGGGGCGACCUAGCUUCUGUGUUCUUGCUUCCUCGGGGGCGACAGUCAACAAUAAAACGUGUUCUACCGCCUCUCUGCCUGGCGUGGUUUCCGGGGACUCAUCCCUUAAACUACAUGUAUUUUAAGAUACCAGAGGACAUUGGGCAGUAGCCUCCCAAGCAAAACAACUAGCAAAGAGCAGCCACUAUAGACAGGAGUACACCCAGCUCCAAAAGAUUUUGCUUGGAAGAGGUUCGUGCCAAAGACCUAGAGAAGGCCAGCACAGUAACUCCCUGUAUAGUUAGAGACCUAUUUAGACAAGAACAUCUGAAUUUUCUAGACAAAAUUAAAAACUGCCACCUCUGAGUCUUCGUCUUAAAGGAUCUGCUUCCUCCAUUAAAAUGGGCAGAGCAUACCGAUUUCCAGGGGCAGCCAGGCAGGGGCAAGCAGUUGAAAAUCACAUUGCAAAUGGAGCUCUUCAUCCCUGGUCCUUUCCCAGCAUGCCUC
Molecule: messenger RNA, 2589 nt
Organism: Diceros bicornis minor
Lineage: Eukaryota; Metazoa; Chordata; Mammalia; Perissodactyla; Rhinocerotidae
Gene: SPACA9
Product: sperm acrosome associated 9
Exons: 4
Coding region: 628-1308 (226 amino acids)
Cellular component (GO): ciliary base; acrosomal vesicle; sperm flagellum
Source: RefSeq, a predicted model, not a curated record